CCCUAUAGCAGCUCAAUUCAAUACGCCGACAUCGCUCUAUUUGGUGUCAAUUGAAGCCGUGCCUUCAUCGCUAUUAGAUUCUCACUUUUCUUCGUAUCCUUUGUGCUGCGUGAACAGGCCCUUCGCCAUGUUUCAGACCUUCGAGUUUCCUGUGCCUACAAAGGAUAUUUUGUCGUAUAUUUUCGACAAUCCAAAAUACGAUCAGAACCAAGCCGUUAGUACUGCUACAAUAGAACGCUACUUCCUCCCCAAGGUUCCCAUACUAACAAUGUGUGUAGAUCUAUGUUGAUGCCUACCACCCCGAGCGCAGCAUCUCGUGCAAUCAGGCGCGUCGUAUCAUUCGCUCUCUAAUUGCUGGGCUGCGGGCUGCGGGCGUCAAGCCUGGAGACUGUGUUGGAAUUCACUCCUUCAAUGAUGUAUGUAUUUUCGAUGAUGUCCCUCCUCUCAGAAAUAAUCGGAACGUAUGACCGUGCCGUACACGAGUUACUGACUACAGGCGACACAGAUCUACUACUCCAUGCUUGUGCUGGCCAUUAUCGGCGCUGGCGGUGUCUUCACAGGCACCAAUCCAUCAUACACAGCAGCAGAACUCUCCCAUCACAUCAAGACAGCGCGGUGUAGCUUUCUGAUAUCCGAGUCGGCUAUUUUGGCACCGCUCCUCGAUGCCGCGAAGCAAAACCAGAUCCCUGAGCGCAACGUCUGGAUCUUUGAUCCCCUAAACCAAGAUACGCCAAAGACCCAUCGCUCGUGGCGAGAUUUGUUCAAUUACGGUGAGGAGGACUGGGUUCGCUUCGAUGACUUGGAAACCGCACGCACCACAACAGCAGCUAGACUCUUCAGCAGUGGCACCACUGGUCUACCCAAAGCGGUCGUAAUAACACAUUACAACAUGAUUGCGCAACAAGAGCUGGUGUAUACUGCUUUCCCGCGACCUUACCACGUAAGUCUUAUUCAGACCUUUCGAUCGCCGCCAAUUCCUGUUACUUAUGAAGCUGGUUAG
Messenger RNA from [Torrubiella] hemipterigena, 1000 nucleotides. The record is from the annotation of a GenBank genome assembly. NCBI's taxonomy places the organism in Eukaryota, Fungi, Ascomycota, Sordariomycetes, Hypocreales, Clavicipitaceae.